This is a messenger RNA of Trichosurus vulpecula (common brushtail), 3176 nucleotides long. It is a transcript of the gene UBOX5, whose product is annotated as U-box domain containing 5. The record is from RefSeq and is a predicted model, not a curated record. NCBI's taxonomy places the organism in Eukaryota, Metazoa, Chordata, Mammalia, Diprotodontia, Phalangeridae. Gene Ontology annotation, molecular function: ubiquitin protein ligase binding; ubiquitin-ubiquitin ligase activity. The transcript has 4 exons. Gene Ontology annotation, cellular component: nucleus. Gene Ontology annotation, biological process: protein polyubiquitination. Bases 117 to 1598 code for a protein of 493 amino acids.
CUUGAGGUCUACUUGCUGCCGCCGCCCGCCUGCGAUCGGGUAGCUGAUGUGACGCUCGCGGCCCACUUGGCCCAGGCUCCUUCUGAUGGUUGGACGCUGCCCAUUUAUCUGCAAAGAUGGUAAUAAACCUUUGCCUCCCGCAGUACAAACCAAGAAUUCACUGCAACAAGAUCUCAGCAGAUGGCUAUGAAGUAGAAAAUCUCAUCUCUGAAGACCUUGCAAAGAGAAACCGUGGCUUCCGCACUGAGUAUUUCAUUAAACCACCAGUCCAUGUGACUGUGUCCUUUCCCUUUAAUGUGGAACUCAGCAAGGUUAAUGUGGACCUCUCCUCAGGGGGAAUCCAAAAUAUCGUUGGCCUGGAAGUGUUCACGUCUACCUCAUCAGGUAAAACCUAUUGGAGCACCGUGGAGUCUGAGCCCACAGUCUUGGAGCCGACUAAUCCUGAAAAAGAGACUUUCACCUUGGUGGGGAGAGUCUUGUUAAAAAAUCAGGGGCGAGCAUCAUUCGCCCACAGGGGCUUCAAGGUCAGGCCACCUUUCCAUCUUUUGGAAGCUAACCUCUCCCAUUUUGGAACUGUAACUCACGACCUCUGGAGUAAAGGUCCCUUCUCUCUUGGUCAUGUAUCCAAUUUAAAGAUCUGUAUCACCCAUAUUGCUGGCAGUGGGAUCACUUGCAUUAAGAAGGUGGAAGUCUGGGGCCAACCAGCCAAAAGCUGCUCCCAAGAGGUCAUAGAUAGCAUCAUGCAGUUAGCCUCCCAGAGUGUUCCUCGAGGCGUGAAUUCCUCCCGCCCCAACCCAGCAUUGCCAAUGGAGAAUGACUGUGAGCCCUGUGGCCAUGCCCAGAGCCAGCAGCCACCAGGACUUCAGGAACUGACAGAUGUGAUCCAGGAUGUGCCGGAGGAAUUCCUGGAUCCAAUCACUCUGGAGAUCAUGCCCUUCCCCAUGUUGCUCCCCUCUGGCAAGGUCAUUGACCAGAGCACUCUGGAGAAAUGUAACAGGAGUGAAGCUGUUUGGGGCCGAGUCCCCAGUGACCCCUUUACAGGGGUGGCCUUCAGCCAGCACUCCCAGCCACUGCCCCAUACUUCUCUGAAGGCCAGGAUAGACUAUUUCCUGCUCCAGCACACUGUUCCUGGCUGCAACCUUCUUGGAAGAGCCCAGCCUCCUGGGGUGCCAGUUCCCUCUUCCAUUGCCGUGGCUUCUCGCAAGAGAAAGGGGGAGUUCAUGGAGCAGUUACCAAAUGUCAGCCCUCGUGUUGAGCCACCUUCCUAUUUUUUUACCACAGACCCACGAUUCACUACCUCGGAGCACAACACUAAGAAAAUGAAACUCAACGGUGAGCCGAGUCUGACAAACAUGGAUUGCUCAGCAGCAGGUACCAUUCCCCACGAGCAGAGGUUAUCAGAAAGCUUGGAUGUCGCCUUGACUUCGGCCCUCAGCACUCUGCCAUCCUUCACAGGCCGCCUGACCAAGGCUCAGCCUUCGCUCCUCAGUUCAGGGAGCGCCGGCAGCAGCUCCUGGAGUUCAAGCAUUGACUCUGGUAAUGUAAGCCCCACCCAUUUCCUGCCCAGUCCCUCCUCCUGGAACCUCCUGAGCCCCUGACUGAGGCCUUCUCUGCCGAGCCUCUACCUCUGAGCCUGGAAACUUGAGAGGACACUUGUCACUGUGUCUCCUAAGCAAAUUUAGGGACACUCUCUAAAGCAGCUUGGAUCUUCAGAGAAAGGUCUCUUCACUGCUCUGAGUCGCCCUCUCUCUUUAGAACUUGGGGCUGUAUGUAUAUUGAUUUAAGCCGUGUCUGACAGCUUGACCAGUCAGGUCUGAUAGCAUCCUGCUAGGUUCUGGCAAAUUUUGCUCCUGCUGGCAAGUUGUCAGGCUGUCUCCCUGAAUCUUUGACCUCUUUGCGUGAGUCUUAGAUAUCUGCAAAUAGAAAAGGUCUGUGAGAUUUAGGGGGAGAGCUCAGUUUCCAAGCAGGAGACUGUGGCAGAAGUUGGCCUGUAGAACUGGGCUUCCCCCGGGGCUGCUUUGUUGGGCCUUGGUGUAGAAGGCUCCUCCCUAACUGUUGCCUGAGCCUUGGAGCCUCAUAUUGCUGGCUCCUUCUUCUACCCUUGGUGUUCCUGUGGCCAUGGACACAUUUCUUAGCCUGUGUGCUUCACUUUGUUUGAACGAAAAAUUAGGUCACAAAACUUUUUGGACCCUGGAAAUUCUGAUUUUUUGUAGAUGAAAGCUCAGUGCUGUCUUAGCUGUCCAUGUGUGGAAGGGGAGACAUCUCCCUUUUACUCUGCCUUCCUCACAUGCUGCACAUUCCUGAAGUCAUUGACAUGGUCCAUGGUGAAGCUAUGGGGCAUUUGAGAAAUGAGGGCAGAUCUGAUUGUGCUAGUUCAUAGGGACGCUACCACGUGUUUUAAGAAAAAAAAACCCAAAUGCUAAACCAUUGUGGCUAGAGGAGCGAAAACCAGGGGGAGUGUGAUUGUGGCCUUCAUGCAUUUGCAGGACUAGUAUAAGGAAGACAGAUUAGAUUGGCUCUGUUUGGCCCCAGAAAUCUGACCUAGGAGCAAGAGGAAAAACUUCAGGGAGGCAGCUUUUACUCUGUAAGAAAGAGCUUUCCAGGUAUAGCUGCCCAGUCUAUGAAUGAGCUGUCUUGUUAAGUAACAUUGGAGAUACCCAGGCAGAGAUUGCAUUGCCUCUUGUUGGGAAUGAAGUAGAGGGACUUCCUUUAGUGGGUGGAGGGAAGACCUCUGAGGUCUCUUAGAGUUCUAAGAUUAUAUGAGUUUCUGAUGCCAAGUCUUAAAGUAGGAAUGUCACCUGAAGGCAGUUUCUAGAACCAGUUCAUCCCUGUGGAUAGGGAAAUGCAGUGAGUGAUAAAGUUAGGUAGGCUUUGCAGUAAGGCUCCAGGGGACUGCAAGGAUAAUGACCUUAAUCUCUCAUCUGAAAGAAAAAUAAGUAUUUUUUCCUAAAAAGAGGCCUUUUAGUAGCUUUGCCAAAUGUCUAAGACAUUACACCUGUGGUUUGUGUGUGAAGUGCUCACAGAGGUUCCCAUGGCUGAACAUUUCCUUUGGCAUUUUGUUGACACUACUGAUUUGCUUAGGAAUCAUGUUUUCAUCCUACAAAGAAAACUUUGAUGUUUUUUCAAAUAAAUGUAUAUCUCUGUUUUAUUUAUUUUUAUUUUCAGUUCCAUAUUCU